AUGAGGCCUGGUCGGCACCUGAACUAUUUCCUCACAGAAGUAGGGAAUGCUAACACAUUUAAGGGUAUAGAGCUUGAAAGGGAUCCUGCAGACAGGCAGGCUAUCAGUGCUAUCCAGGCAUCUGUGCUGCAUGACAUUCAUCCAAGAGAGGUUUGAAGGGAUGACAACAGAUCCAGUUUUGUCAGCAGCAGCUGUCCUGACAAACCACCGAAGUUGGCCAGUUGCAGACAGGCAUCUGCUGCUCUUACAUGGAGAAACUGAAAUUCACGACACUACAUGGUCAUUUUCAGGUACCUCUAGUACACCACAACUUUAGUCUACAGCACUGCCUUGAUGAGUGGAUGAGUCUAAAAUUCCAUGUCCAACGAGUUAGAGCAGAACUUGAGCUCAAGCAAAGUGACUUCUGGAAGAAUAAAUUGAUGUUUUGUAAAGAUGAUUAUCCAAACCCGCUAAUUUUAGUCGAACUCUGUCUUGUAAUUCCUUGCCAGACUGCCUGUUGUGAGCGGGGAAACUCUUGCAUGAACAGAAUCAUGACUCACUGA
Molecule: messenger RNA, 542 nt
Organism: Porites evermanni
Lineage: Eukaryota; Metazoa; Cnidaria; Anthozoa; Scleractinia; Poritidae
Source: the annotation of a GenBank genome assembly